CAACAUGAAGCAGUUUGCAUUGUUCAGCAUUUUCCUCUUGAUUCUGGUUGUGGGAUUGGCCCAGCUGCCCCAGCAGGUUGCUGCCCAGGGCCAGAAUGGACAACCACAUGGACACCCGAUGCCGCCAAAUGGCAAUGGAAAUGGCAACCAGCAGCAGGAUGGACAAGGUCAAAAUGGGCAAAACAACAACUAGGAUUUGGAGGGGAUACACUUCCUCCUCCUUCUUCUCCCUUUACUGGCCACAGUUUUCCAGUAUCCUUAAAUAAAAAGUUUCUUUAGCAAAAGCAGAAA
Drosophila serrata is the source of this 291-nucleotide messenger RNA. RefSeq lists its product as uncharacterized. The record is from RefSeq and is a predicted model, not a curated record. Lineage: Eukaryota; Metazoa; Arthropoda; Insecta; Diptera; Drosophilidae.